Messenger RNA from Branchiostoma floridae (Florida lancelet), 535 nucleotides. RefSeq names its product cytochrome P450 4F4-like. The record is from RefSeq and is a predicted model, not a curated record. Lineage: Eukaryota; Metazoa; Chordata; Leptocardii; Amphioxiformes; Branchiostomatidae. The transcript is spliced from 3 exons. Gene Ontology annotation, molecular function: oxidoreductase activity, acting on paired donors, with incorporation or reduction of molecular oxygen; monooxygenase activity; iron ion binding. Bases 70 to 360 code for a protein of 96 amino acids.
UAGAACCUACAAGAAUGAAUUUCUCCUGUUACUUUUUCAGGAACGACCAUUUUCGUCGGUUUGCAGCGUAUGCACCAUAAUCCUAACAUUUGGGAUAGACCCGAGGAAUAUGACCCUUAUCGCUUUUCACCGGAGAAUUCGACUGAUCGCCAUCCAUACGCAUUCCUUCCUUUUUCGGCAGGGCCACGGAACUGUAUCGGACAGCACUUCGCCAUGAACGAGUUGAAGACAGCUGUAGCGCUGAUCCUGCAGCGGUUCUGUCUGACUCCUGACGACACCCUGCCGGAACCUGUACCUGUUCACAAAAUUGUCCUGCGGGCUGAUAGUCCUGGUCUGUUCCUGAAGAUCAACCCGUUAUAAAUACCGGAACCUGUACCUGUUCACAAGAUAGUCCUUCGGGCUGAUAGUCCGGGUCUGUUCCUCAAGAUCAACCCGAUAUGAAUACCGGAACCUUUACCUGUUCACAAGAUUGUCCUGCGGGCUGAUAGUCCGGGACUGUUCAUUAAGAUCUACCCAUUAUAGCUUAGAGUCCUAG